CUGGUGCCGGUGGGCUGGGGGGGGGAGGGGGGAGGCUCUCAGCCCCAGCUGAACUCGGGCCACCCCCUCCCUUUUCCCUCCCUCCGUCCCUGUAUCUCCCUCUCCCCUCCCUCAAGGGCCAGGGAGCCGGGCCCGGUAGGGGCAUGAGGCAAGCGGCCACUGGGUCAAGCUCGAGGUGGUAGCCACGGUGCAGCCAUGGCCAGGGCCAGCCCGGGCCGCAGCACCCCUGCCGGGGACCCCGAGCGCCAGCAGCGAUGGGGCCUCCUUUUCGAUGAGCUGGACAGCAACAAGGAUGGCCGCGUGGACAUUCACGAGCUGCGCCUGGGGCUGGCCCGGCUGGGUGCGAGGACCCCGGACAGCGCCGGCCAGGACAUUCUACAGGAGGGAGACAUAGACCAAGAUGGGGGCCUGACUCUUGAGGAAUUCACCCGCUACCUGCAGGAGCAUGAGAGAAGGCUUCUGCUCAUGUUCCACAGCCUGGACCGGAACCAGGAUGGCCAUAUAGAUGCCUCAGAAAUCCAACAGAGCUUCCAAGCCUUGGGUGUUUCCAUCUCUUUGCAGCAGGCUGAAAAGAUUCUGCACAGCAUGGACCGUGAUGGGACAAUGACCAUUGACUGGCAAGAAUGGCGAGACCACUUCCUGCUACAGCCCCUGGAGAACAUGGAAGACGUGCUGACAUUCUGGAAGCACUCCACGGUCCUGGACAUAGGUGAAUGUCUCACAGUGCCAGAUGAGUUCUCAGAACAGGAGAAGCUGUCAGGCAUGUGGUGGAAACAGCUGGUGGCAGGAGCUGUGGCGGGGGCUGUGUCACGAACGGGCACAGCUCCACUUGACCGGCUAAAGGUUUUCAUGCAGGUUCAUGCUUCCAAGACCAACCAGCUGAAUGUCCUAGGGGGGCUUCGGAGCAUGGUCAAAGAGGGUGGCAUCCGCUCUCUGUGGCGUGGAAAUGGCAUCAACGUGCUCAAGAUUGCACCUGAAUCUGCCAUCAAAUUCAUGGCCUAUGAGCAGAUCAAGUGGGCGAUUCGGGGGCAGCAGGAGACGCUGCGGGUGCAGGAACGCUUUGUGGCAGGGUCCCUGGCUGGGGCCACAGCCCAAACCAUCAUCUAUCCCAUGGAGGUGCUGAAGACACGGCUAACCCUCCGUCAGACUGGCCAGUACAAAGGACUGCUGGACUGUGCGAGGCAAAUCCUAGAGCAGGAGGGGCCCAGAGCCUUCUACAAGGGCUACCUGCCCAACGUCUUGGGCAUUAUCCCAUAUGCAGGAAUCGACCUGGCCGUCUAUGAGACUCUGAAGAACAAGUGGCUCCAGCAGGACAGCCACCACUCGGCUGACCCAGGGAUCCUCAUCCUCUUGGCCUGCGGCACCGUUUCCAGUACCUGUGGCCAGAUCGCCAGCUAUCCCUUGGCUCUGGUCCGAACUCGCAUGCAAGCUCAGGCUUCUGUCGAGGGUGCCCCACAGCUCACCAUGCUGGGCCUCUUCCGCCAUAUCCUUUCCCGAGAGGGGGUAUGGGGCCUGUACCGAGGCAUCGCCCCCAACUUCAUGAAAGUGAUUCCAGCUGUCAGCAUCUCCUAUGUCGUCUAUGAGAACAUGAAACAGGCCCUGGGGGUUACAACCAGGUGAGGGGCUGGGGGUUCCCCCCUUCCUCUCCCUGCUGGAUCCUGUCCCUUCUCUUCUGGAUCCUGGUGAUAAGGCCAACCCCCUGUGCCAGAUUUCUUGGCUGCUCCUAAAGCCUGCAACCAGCUGAUCUACCCCAACCUGGUCACUGACACUGGAUCACCGGAGGAACCUGUCCCAGGAUCUGCUCUGCAUGGCAUUGGCAUUGGAUUCCCAACCUCUGGUGGAGGUGGGGACGGUGGUGGCACUUUACCCCUACCUACCCACUGCACUGACUGGGAAUGAUCUGGUCUUCUCCCCAACCCUCUCCCUAAACCCCUGCACUGCAGCACCACUGGUUCCCCAAUGGCAGUGUAAAUUCCCUGGACCCUUCCCCUAUCCCCUGGCUCCCUCCCAUGGUAGUGACACUGUUGUGCUCCAGCCCUGACUCCUCCCCUGUCACCACAGACAGAUCAGCCCAACGCAUCUGUGGGGGAAUAUAACAUGGGGGAGAUAUACUAGCCAAUCCCAGCUAGAGGGAGGGGACCCUAUGGCCCCAGGCAGAGACCCUCCAGGAACCCAGAGCUGAGGAUGAACCUUCCACUAGUUUCUCUCACAUCCCCUUUUCUUUCCUUCUCCCAUUCCUCAGCCUUAGGUAGGAGAUGAGUUUGAAUAGGGUUGAAAAGGGACCCAGGAUAGGGCUAGGACCUCCUGCUGAGCCAUACUUAGGUCCAUGUCCCUCUCUCCAGCAUCCUCAAAACACACACAUUCCAAUCAUGCAGAAAGAUAGAUAGAGAGAGAGAGAGAGAGAGAGAGAGAGAGAGAGAAGAGAGAGAAGAAA
Messenger RNA from Phascolarctos cinereus (koala), 2434 nucleotides. It is a transcript of the gene SLC25A23, whose product is annotated as solute carrier family 25 member 23. Gene Ontology annotation, molecular function: calcium ion binding. Lineage: Eukaryota; Metazoa; Chordata; Mammalia; Diprotodontia; Phascolarctidae. The record is from RefSeq and is a predicted model, not a curated record. Gene Ontology annotation, biological process: transmembrane transport.